Messenger RNA from Silurus meridionalis, 2082 nucleotides. It is a transcript of the gene arih1l, whose product is annotated as ariadne homolog, ubiquitin-conjugating enzyme E2 binding protein, 1 like. Gene Ontology annotation, molecular function: zinc ion binding; ubiquitin protein ligase activity; ubiquitin conjugating enzyme binding. The record is from RefSeq and is a predicted model, not a curated record. The transcript has 14 exons. Lineage: Eukaryota; Metazoa; Chordata; Actinopteri; Siluriformes; Siluridae. Gene Ontology annotation, biological process: positive regulation of proteasomal ubiquitin-dependent protein catabolic process; ubiquitin-dependent protein catabolic process; protein polyubiquitination. Bases 284 to 1885 code for a protein of 533 amino acids. Gene Ontology annotation, cellular component: ubiquitin ligase complex; cytoplasm; nucleus.
CGUCCCAAACGGCUUCCUUAUCGGACAUUUAAUGCAGUCCCUAGCUGCAGCAUUAAGAACUAUGUAGUGCGCCUAUGUCGAGGAUCCGUUUGGGAUCGGACCAAAAAUAAACAGCAGAAGUAGGGAGGCUUUAGCGUUAGCUAACUGUGCUAAUGCGGCUGCAGUUCCUAGCCUUGUAGCAGCUGGAGCUAGCAUUAGUGCAGAUUGUUUUGGUUUAUUUUUAUAUCCACUUUGUAUUAAAAAAGAGGGAAAAAAGAUAAAAAAAAAAACCACACGCCAAGUGAUGGACUCAGACGAGGGUUAUAAUUAUGAAUUUGACGACGAGGAAGAGGAAUGUAGCGAGGACAGCGCCGAGGAAGAAGCCGACGACGACGCGCUGGACCUCGGCGAAGUCGAGCUGGUGGAGCCGGUGGUAGCCGAAGGAGAGCGGGACGGGUGCGAUGAAAACGGUGGCGGUGGAGGCGGAGGAGGAGGCGGCCUCGGGGCCGGCCGAGACGAAGAGGACUACCGCUACGAAGUGUUGACUGCCGAACAGAUCCUCCAGCACAUGGUGGAGUGUAUCAGGGAGGUGAACGAGGUUAUUCAGAAUCCGGCCACUAUAACCAGAAUACUGCUCAGUCACUUCAACUGGGACAAAGAGAAGCUGAUGGAGAGGUACUUUGAUGGGAAUCUGGAUAAAUUAUUUUCAGAGUGCCAUGUCAUUAACCCCAGUAAGAAGGCGAGGACGAGACCGAUGAGCACACGUUCGUCUAAUCACGACAUGCAUUGCCAGAUCUGCUACCUGAACUAUCCCACUUCGUAUUUCACAGGUCUGGAGUGUGGACACAAGUUCUGCAUGCAGUGUUGGGGGGAUUACUUGACCACCAAAAUUAUAGAAGAGGGAAUGGGCCAGACCAUCUCAUGUCCUGCUCACAACUGUGAUAUUUUGGUUGAUGACAACACUGUAAUGCGAUUGAUCACUGACUCGAAAGUGAAGCUGAAAUACCAACAUCUAAUCACAAAUAGUUUUGUAGAGUGUAAUAGACUUUUAAAAUGGUGUCCGGCUCCUGACUGCCAUCAUGUGGUUAAGGUCCAGUACCCCGAUGCCAAACCAGUGCGCUGCAAAUGUGGGAGACAGUUCUGCUUCAAUUGUGGAGAGAACUGGCAUGACCCAGUGAAGUGUAAGUGGUUAAGGAAGUGGAUAAAAAAAUGCGAUGACGACAGCGAAACAUCUAACUGGAUUGCAGCAAAUACAAAGGAGUGUCCCAAGUGCCAUGUUACCAUUGAAAAGGACGGAGGUUGUAACCACAUGGUUUGCCGUAACCAGAACUGUAAGGCGGAGUUCUGUUGGGUGUGUUUGGGUCCUUGGGAACCUCAUGGAUCGGCCUGGUACAAUUGCAACCGCUACAAUGAAGAUGACGCGAAGGCGGCCCGAGACGCCCAGGAGAGGUCCCGUGCAGCACUGCAGCGCUACCUGUUCUACUGCAACCGCUACAUGAACCACAUGCAGAGUUUGCGCUUCGAGCACAAGCUGUAUGCACAGGUAAAGCAGAAGAUGGAGGAGAUGCAGCAGCACAACAUGUCGUGGAUCGAGGUGCAGUUCCUGAAGAAGGCGGUGGACGUCCUGUGCCAGUGCCGAUCAACGCUCAUGUUCACCUACGUCUUUGCCUUCUACCUCAAGAAGAACAACCAGUCCAUCAUUUUCGAGAAUAAUCAGGCUGACCUGGAGAAUGCCACAGAGGUGCUUUCAGGCUAUCUGGAGCGAGACAUUUCCCAGGAUUCCUUGCAAGAUAUCAAACAGAAAGUCCAAGAUAAGUACAGAUACUGCGAGAGCCGACGGCGGGUUCUGCUGCAGCACGUGCACGAGGGCUAUGAGAAGGACUUAUGGGAGUAUUUAGAGGACUGAGGGAGGUUCCUCGAAUCACAAACUCUCUCCGAGGAGGAACGUUCAGAAAGCGCUCUCGGCCACCUCCACACAUCUUCUACAUACUGCAUCCGUUUUUGUUUUUUUUGUUUUUCCUGCCUGUUCUGUUUGUUUUUAUGGAGAUUCUAAAUUAAUUUUAUUCUAAUAAAAAGGUAGCUUUAUUAAAGACAAAACCCCAA